Molecule: messenger RNA, 3397 nt
Organism: Cariama cristata (Red-legged seriema)
Lineage: Eukaryota; Metazoa; Chordata; Aves; Cariamiformes; Cariamidae
Gene: USP33
Product: ubiquitin specific peptidase 33
Exons: 23
Coding region: 43-2778 (911 amino acids)
Biological process (GO): protein deubiquitination
Molecular function (GO): zinc ion binding; cysteine-type deubiquitinase activity
Source: RefSeq, a predicted model, not a curated record
GAAAAUCGCAGCUACAGGAUCUUGGAAAAUAAACCUUCUGAAAUGUCAUCACCCAGCAGUGAUUGCCCACACUUGGAAUCAGUUGGUGAGAUAACAAAAGAGGAAUUGAUACAGAAAUCUCAUGGCACUUGUCAGGAUUGUAAAGUCAGAGGACCCAACCUUUGGGCAUGCUUAGAGAACAGAUGUACAUAUGUUGGCUGUGGUGAAUCUCACGUUGAUCACAGUACCACCCAUUCUCAGGAGACAAAACACUGUCUAACUGUCAACCUUACUACGCUCCGUGUUUGGUGUUAUGCCUGUAGUAAAGAAGUAUUCCUGGAUAGAAAAUUAGGAUCUCAUUCUCCACUACCAAAUGCAAGACUGUCUCACCAAGCACAAGAAAAUAGCGUGCAGGAUUUUAAAAUACCUAGUAAUCCCACACUGAAGAUUCCCCUAGCAGCUGUAUUUGAUGACUUAGACAUAGAAGUGGAAGAAGAUGAGUUAAAGACUAGAGGUCUAACAGGAUUAAAAAAUAUUGGAAACACUUGUUACAUGAAUGCAGCUUUACAAGCUCUUUCCAACUGCCCACCUUUGACGCACUUUUUUCUUGACUGUGGAGGCUUAGCCCGAACAGAUAAGAAACCGGCCAUUUGUAAAAGUUAUCUCAAGCUGAUGACGGAACUCUGGCACAAAAGCAGGCCUGGUUCUGUUGUUCCUACUGGCUUAUUUCAAGGAAUUAAAGCUGUUAAUCCAACAUUUCGAGGCUACUCUCAACAGGAUGCACAAGAAUUUUUGCGUUGUCUAAUGGAUUUACUUCAUGAAGAACUUAAAGAACCAGUUGUAGAACUGGAAGAUGCCCAGCCUAUGAGCAUUGAAGAGAGUAUGGAAGAAGACAAGAGCCAGUCGGAUGUAGCCUUUCAGCCCUGUGAAUCCUGUGGUACCUGUGAUAAAACAGAAAAUGAUGCUAUUUUCAAACCUGUCUUAGAGGAUCCUGCAGAGACAACCAUGUUAAUUCAGGAUGACGAUAUCAACCCAGUUGCCACCAAAGACUGGCAGAAAGAAAAAAUUGCAAGCAACAAGCUUAAACGCUCAAAUUCUAUGGAGGACUUGGAAAAAGACACAAACACUGCUUCAGUGACCACUGAAUUUUUAAAUAAUCAAGGAACUGUCAAAGUACAGAUACACAGCAGAUUCUCAGAGUACAUCAAUGAUGUCCACAUGAAUGAUAUAUCUGCAGCCCAAACCCCAUCAUCAAAUGAAGGGAUGAACACACGCUUAUCAAACAGUCCUCCAAAGUCAUUCUCAUCAUGCUCUCCACUGGCACAAGUCCACAAAAAAGUUUCAACUGUAUCAUCACCAAAGAGGAAGAAGCGCAAGAAGUACAAGAGUGUUAUCUCUGAUAUAUUUGAUGGGACUAUAAUAAGCUCAGUACAGUGCUUGACUUGUGAUCGGCUGUCUAUAACCCUGGAAACCUUUCAAGAUCUGUCCUUGCCUAUUCCAGGUAAGGAAGAUCUUGCUAAACUCCAUUCUGCAAGUCAUCAGACAUCUCUAGUCAAGGCAGGGUCAUGUGGAGAAGCAUAUGCCCCCCAGGGAUGGAUAGCUUUUUUUAUGGAAUAUUUCAAAAGGUUUGUUGUCUCAUGUGUUCCUAGCUGGUUUUGGGGUCCAGUUGUAACCUUACAAGAUUGUCUUGCUGCCUUUUUCGCCAGAGAUGAACUCAAGGGUGAUAAUAUGUACAGCUGUGGAAGGUGUAAAAAGUUAAGAAAUGGAGUGAAAUUCUGCAAAGUGCAAAAAUUUCCUGAGAUACUGUGCAUUCAUCUCAAAAGAUUUAGACAUGAACUUAUGUUUUCCACAAAAAUUGGGACCCAUGUGUCCUUUCCCUUGGAAGGCCUUGAUCUUCAGCCUUUCCUUGCGAAGGACAGUCCAGCUCAAAUCAUGACUUAUGAUCUCCUAUCUGUCAUCUGCCAUCAUGGAACUGCCAGCAGUGGACAUUAUAUAGCCUAUUGUCGCAACAAUUUAAAUAAUUUGUGGUAUGAAUUUGAUGACCAGAGCGUCACAGAAGUAUCAGAAUCCACAGUGCAAAAUGCAGAAGCCUAUGUUCUGUUCUACAGAAAGAGCAGUGAAGAAGCACAGAGAGAGAGGCGGAGAAUAUCACGUCUACUGAAUAUGAUGGAACCAAGUCUUCUGCAGUUCUAUGUUUCCAGGCAGUGGUUAAAUAAAUUCAAGACUUUUGCAGAGCCAGGACCAAUUUCAAAUAAUGACUUUCUCUGUAUGCAUGGAGGUGUUCCUCCACACAAAGCUAACUUCAUAGAGGACCUAGUUGUAAUGCUACCUCAAAAUAUAUGGGAUAAUCUGUAUAGCAGGUAUGGAGGAGGACCAGCUGUUAACCAUCUGUAUGUUUGUCACACCUGCCAAAUAGAGUCUGAAAGAAUUGAAAAAAGAAGGAAAAAUGAAUUGGAAAUGUUUAUUCGGCUUAAUAGAGCAUUCCAAGAAGAAGAAUCUCCAUCAACAUUCUACUGCAUCAGUAUGCAAUGGUUCAGAGAAUGGGAAGGAUUUGUAAAGGGUAAAGACAGUGAUCCUCCUGGUCCUAUUGAUAACUCUAAGAUUGCAGUAACAAAAUGUGGAAAUGCUGUGCUAAAACAAGGUGCAGAUUCUGGACAAAUAUCUGAAGAAACAUGGAAUUUUCUUCAGUCAAUCUAUGGUGGAGGUCCAGAGAUUAUACUCAGACCACCUGUUCCUCCAGUAGAACCUGAUAUCUUGCAAACAGAGGAGAAGAUCGAAUUAGAAACUCAUGGUCUGUAGCUACUGAGAAAAAGAUGAACUUGUAAGGAAUGGAGCUUCCGUACAAAAUGCCCAAAAUACAUUCCUAAAAGUUUUAUUCUGUUAUGUCUGUUGGAGGCACAGCUCACUGGGCAUUACAUUAACUAUGGAAUAGUAGGUUGAAUUAUGUAUUACAAUUUGUUUAAUAGAGGCUGUUUCUCUGUUUUGGAAGGCAUGCAGUUUGUACAUUUUGGAGUGUUUGGUCAAUGGAAAAAAUAUGUAAUUUCUGAACUUUUUGGUAUAAGUCAAAAUCCUGUUAUAUCCUUAGACUUGAAAAAUGGGGACAAAGUUUAGAGAUGUACAAUAACCCUUCUGAUUCCUGAUUGGGCUUCUGAUAUCUACAAACUUUUGCCUGUCUUAAUUGUACAGUCUUGACAAGCCUAGGUAUAUGCGGAGUAUAUUUUAAAUUGAUUGCAAUCAAUUAUAAAGAAAAAGGAUUUUAAUUUCCUAAAUGCUCAGGAAAAAAAUUCUCACUUAUUUUGCACUGGAAGUAUAUGAAAUUGGUAGUAUGUAACAUCCAAAUACUUGUUGUAUUUGAAUGAAUCAAACAUUAGUGUAGAUUGAAUAUUGUUUUAGUCAGCAAAUGUCAUUAAGUUAUUAC